Aureobasidium pullulans EXF-150 is the source of this 1638-nucleotide messenger RNA. RefSeq names its product cytochrome P450. Bases 1 to 1638 code for a protein of 545 amino acids. The record is from RefSeq and is a predicted model, not a curated record. The transcript has 3 exons. Lineage: Eukaryota; Fungi; Ascomycota; Dothideomycetes; Dothideales; Saccotheciaceae. Gene Ontology annotation, molecular function: monooxygenase activity; heme binding; iron ion binding.
AUGCAACCCCUCACGUUAGCAGCCGUCGGCAUCGCCCUGGUGGCCUUUGUGGCCAUCUCCAUCCUGAACAAUGCACGGCGUCCAAAGAAGGCCGAGGCAGACCACCAAUUGCCUGGGCCCAAGUUGCUACCGAUCAUUGGACGCAUUCACGACAUGCCUAUUCAGAAGAUGUGGAUCAAGUUCAAGGAGUUCGCAGAUAUCCAUGGCCCAAUCUACUACACCGAGAUGCUUGGCACGUCGUUCAUCAUCGUCUCUGAUGAGAAGAUUGCCGAAGAACUUCUUGUCAAGAAGGCAAAGUACAACUCCGACAGACCUGCUGUUCCUUCUCUCUUUGAUUCCAAGAGUACUCAUGGCUCCAUGGAAUACCUUCCCUUGAUGGGCAAGAACCAAUACUGGGCCAGGCAACGUCGCUUCACACAUGGCUACCUGACACAAGCCACCAACGCUGGCUACUAUGGUGUCAUGCAACAUGAAGUCAAGCGAUGGAUGUUCCGUCUGCUCGAAAACCCUGACAACUUCAACUACACUCUUGAGGACAUGGCAUCUAAGAUCAUGUGCACGCUGAACUGGGAUGACCCAAGCCUGAGCGAGUACUGUAUUGGUAGUGCUUGGGGCCUUCUUACUCAGAUGUCUCCCGCCGGUCCUAUCACUAACAUCCUCACACCUCUCUGGAAGCUUCCUGAAAUGAUCAACCCAUGGAAGAGGGCUGAGCACAAGCGUCAUGAUGAACAACAACGCUGGUGGAUGGAGAACCUUGUCCGUGUAAAGACCCAAAUGAAGGCAGGUACUGCUCGCUGGAGUUUCACAAAGCAGUUCCUCGAGACCGAAAAGACCAACAACCUCUCUGGCGACUACGAAGCAUCUUCCGUUCUUGGUAUGCUCGCGCUUGUCGGUAUCUUUACUGUUGCCGGACCUCUGAACUACUUCCUUGUCGCCAUGGUUCACAACCCCGAAUGGCUUCAGAAGGUUCAGAAGGAGAUUGACGAACAACUCGAAGGACGUAUGCCCAGCAUUGAGGACUUCCCUAAGCUUCCUACUCUCCGCGCUUGCAUCAAGGAAUCUAUGCGCUGGCGUCCCAACGUCCCUACCGGUGUCGCACACGAGGCCGAGCAGGACGACUACUACCGCGGUUACUUCAUCCCCAAGGGCGUUCGCAUUCUACCCCUCGACUACGCUUUCCUCCUCAACCCUGUCAAGUAUCCCGACCCAGAGAACUACCGCCCAGAACGCUGGCUUGAGGCCGGCUGGCCAACUUUCCAGGAGCCCCUGACACAACACCCCAACAUCAAGGGCAUGACGUCCUUCGGCUUUGGACAAAGACAGUGUCUCGGCAUGUCAUUGACGCAGGACGAGCUCAUUGUGGCUUGUGGUGCACUAGCGUGGGCGUACAACCUCAAGCGCAAGGUCGACCCUGCCACCGGCCGAGAGAUCGAGGUCCCCACCGACAAGUGCAACUCAUUGCUCAUCGUUAAACCCGACCCAUUCGAGAUGGCAUUCGAGCCUCGCAGCGAAGCACGCAAGGCCGACGUCAUUCGCGAGUGGAAGAUGUCCGAAGCUAAGGAUCUCGAGGAGCGGGCUGCGUAUGCUAAGGCCGCAGCACUCGGACAGACGCAAAAGUUUGAGGACAUCACGAUCUAA